Lutzomyia longipalpis is the source of this 1807-nucleotide messenger RNA. RefSeq lists its product as uncharacterized. NCBI's taxonomy places the organism in Eukaryota, Metazoa, Arthropoda, Insecta, Diptera, Psychodidae. The transcript is spliced from 2 exons. Bases 475 to 1509 code for a protein of 344 amino acids. The record is from RefSeq and is a predicted model, not a curated record.
UUUCCGCUUUUCAUUCUCCGGAUCGUAGCGUCCUUUUGCAGCUUUUCAAGUUAGAUUUUUAACGGAUAUUUAACCUCAAUGCCUCAAUCAAGAUUUUAUUCAUUUUUAACUUUGAAAAGAAUUUAAUUUCAAUAAAAACGAAACAAAAGAAAGAAAAUAGAGAAUCCCGCUUGAAUACAACAGUUUCAAUUAUAUUAAUAAAAAAGUUUUUUUCUCGUACGUUGAAGGGUUAAAAAAAAUAGCGCGUAGUAGGCGAUUUUUUCCUAUCUUCCCUGCGUGAAUUUCUUGAAUUUUCGUGCGUGAAUCACGGUGUUUAACCACCAAUAGUGAGCAGAAUACAUACAAAGAGGCUGCAAAUUGCAGUAUAUCCGGAAAAAUAGGGGAUUUCCUCAAGAAAAAAGAACCUGAAAAUCAACUCUGAGAAAGAUUUUUUUUCGCUCCUCUGCCUUUCUAGUGAACCAAAAAAUCACAAUUAUGGAAGCAAAUGUGAAUGAGAUCUUGAUGAACUUUGAGGAAAGCAAGAAGAUGGUGAUUGAAUUCAUGAAGACCGGUGUACCGCCGGAAAUACUUGCCCAGCCAUUCAAUGCAGGAAUGUACGACAUGCGGGUACUUGAGAGGGAGUUUGUCAAGUUGUGUCCGGACUACAGUGUGGAGCCAGCCGAUGCGGAUACCCAUCAAAUGUCCAAAUUGUUUGCCAUUGAAGUUCUUUACAAUAUCGGCCCAUCUUGCAGUCGCAAUUGGAACACCGUUAAGAUGUUUCCGCUCAUCUACAAGGAUGCCAAGGGAAGGAUUCACAGGAACAAAGCUUUUUUGCACAUGAUCACGGGCAAGAAUGUUCCCCACAAUAUGUUGCGUCCCAAAGCAGCACGCGGUGUGAUCCAUUUGACGAUCAAGCAAGCCUAUCUUCUUGCGCUGAAGAAAAUGGAGAAGCUGAUUGACUUUUCAGUUGCCAAUGGGAUGUAUCCACUGACCCCAGUGGUUGAGCAUGGCCUUAAUGGGUUAAUUCCGGAGCUAUACGAGGAGCUGAAGGAGCAAUUUUACUAUCCGCAUGACAUUGCGCACCUGGUGAAGUCCAUCAAUCAGAGUUCGUACGAAGGUGGGGAGAAUCUGCGGUACAGUGAGGUGCACGUGGCUGCUGCACUCUCCAUUGUCGCGACGAUUUUUAUGCACCGUGCUCGUGCCAUGGAAAUCGUUAAGGGCAGAAUAUGGUUCUUCAUGAAGGCAGGGAAGAAGGCGGAUAUUGUACUGUUUGAGGUCUUUGCGAAUUACGCCAUUCGCAGGAAGCUUCAGAAUGCUAAUUUGCAGCUUGAUGCAUUUCCUUUGACUGCCUCAGUGAUGCAGGAAGCUGAUGAGGAUGAGGAGGGAGCAGUUGGUGGAGAUGUGGAGUCUCCUGGUGCUCUUGAAGGCACAAAUGAGGAGCUUCCAGUUGAAGCAGUUAUGCGGUGCUAUAUCUGCAACCAGGUGUUCUCUUCUGCAAACAAGGAUCAAGAUGCUUUAAUUGAAGCAUAAAAUGACGAAAAGGACUCUCUUUUCCUUUAUUUGAAGAUCAUUUUGUUUUAAUUGAAAGACAAACUCUGAAUUAAUCCUUAAAGAUCCUUAUUAUGAAUUUUUUAUUGUUAGAAAUGCAUUUUUCUUUAACUAAACGAUUUUUUAGCGAUCGAUUUCUUGAAUUAAAAUUAAGAAUUAAGGAGUUAAGAAAAUAAUUUAGAUUUAUCAGACAAUCUAAUCGAAUGUAUUGAAGCAUAAUUUAUGCUUAAGAACUGUGAAAUAAUGAAAAUAAAUGAAAUUUUCUCGAUUCUAAUAAAAA